Messenger RNA from Thalassophryne amazonica, 668 nucleotides. RefSeq names its product late endosomal/lysosomal adaptor, MAPK and MTOR activator 4 (gene lamtor4). Gene Ontology annotation, molecular function: guanyl-nucleotide exchange factor activity. The transcript is spliced from 4 exons. The record is from RefSeq and is a predicted model, not a curated record. The coding region runs from base 71 to 376 and encodes 101 amino acids. Gene Ontology annotation, cellular component: lysosome; Ragulator complex. Gene Ontology annotation, biological process: cellular response to amino acid stimulus; positive regulation of TOR signaling. NCBI's taxonomy places the organism in Eukaryota, Metazoa, Chordata, Actinopteri, Batrachoidiformes, Batrachoididae.
GCUGUGUGUUUACCAGAAGAAGAGGAGGAGUCACGUGACCCGAGUGUAAGCAGGACGGUGUGCGGUGAAAAUGACGAUGGCGACGCUGACUCAGGGUCUGGAGAGGAUUCCCGACCAGCUUGGUUACCUGGUCAUCAGUGAGGACGGUGUACUGGCGUCUGCAGGUGAGCUGGAGAACGAUGAGCAGACGGCGGCGGUGAUGAUGCAGAUGGUUCGAACAGCCAGCCGGUUCAAAGUGAACGAGGCGUCUGCUGAUCCUCCUUUUAAACGCAUGUCAGUGAUUCUCGAGGAUUUUGUCUACACGCUGACGGUUUCUGGACAGAAAGUAUUUGUGGUCAAACGUCAGCAUAACCAGCAUGAGCCGCUCACCAUUUAAAGAUGGACUGCAGUGCCCCCUGCAGGUGGCCAUCUGACCCUGAAGCACCUCUGCCUCCAGUGGACGUCCUCCCGGUGCACACGUGGACAGUAAAACCAGCUCCUGAUGCCGUGUGCCACAGAGCGUCAUGGAUCUCUGCAGACAGGAUGACCACCUGAAAUCUUUUUUUUUUCUCUGUUGCUAAUUGAUGGUGAAAUCAUUUUGCCAUGAUGCUGAACCUGCUGAAACUUUCUUGGCUGAAAGUUGGUGCUGCUUCAGAAACAUGUUUCACUGUAAUAAACGGUUCAAGCCU